CCAGGAUUCCCCAGAACAGUCCCUGGCCCUCAGGCCCUGGGGCUCAGGACUGAGCUGCUGCAGGCCCUACUGGACCUCCGCAGACCAAGUGCCCCCCACCUGUUCUGCAUCUGGCCAGUGCAGGCCUCUACAAUGUUGCCACCUCUGCGUCCCCUCCUUCUGGCCCUGGGCCUGGGCCUGGCUGGAACUCUCAACCCCAAUGAUCCCAACGCCUGCAGCUUCUGGGAAAGCUUCACUAUCACCACUAAGGAGUCCCACUCCCGCCCCUUCAGCCUGUUCCCCUCGGAGCCCUGUGAACGGCCCUGGGAGGGCCCCCAUACCUGUCCCCAGCCCACGGUUGUCUACCGGACUGUGUACCGGCAGGUGGUGAAGACGGACCACCGCCGGCGCCUGCAAUGCUGCCGGGGCUUCUAUGAGAGCAGUGGGGCCUGUGUCCCCCUCUGUGCCCAGGAAUGUGUCCAUGGCCGCUGUGUGGCGCCCAAUCAAUGCCAGUGUGCACCAGGCUGGCGGGGUGAUGACUGUUCCAGUGAGUGUGCCCCAGGAGUGUGGGGACCACAGUGUGACAAGCCUUGCAACUGUGGCAACAACAGCUCCUGUGACCCCAAGAGUGGGGUCUGUUCUUGCCCUUCUGGCCUGCAGCCCCCAAGCUGCCUGCAGCCUUGCACCCCUGGCCACUAUGGCCCUGCUUGCCAGUACAGCUGCCAGUGCCAUGGGGCACCCUGCGAUCCCCAGACUGGAGCCUGCUUCUGCCCCGCAGAGAGAACUGGGCCCAGCUGUGAUGUGCCCUGUCCCCAGGACACUGCUGGCUUCUGCCCCAGCACCGAUCCUUGCCAAAACGGAGGUGUCUUCCAGGCCCCCAAGGGCCCCUGCAGCUGCCCCCCUGGCUGGAUGGGCGCCAUCUGCUCCCUGCCCUGCCCCGAGGGCUUCCACGGACCCAACUGCUCCCAGGAAUGUCGCUGCCAUAACGGCGGCCUCUGCGACCGAUUCACCGGGCAGUGCCGCUGCACUCCGGGCUACACCGGGGAUCGGUGCCGUGAGGAGUGCCCUGCUGGCCGCUUCGGACAGGACUGCGCGGAGACUUGCGACUGCGCCCCCGGCGCCCGCUGCUUCCCGGCUAACGGCGCGUGUCUCUGCGAACACGGCUUCACUGGGGACCGCUGCGCAGAGCGCCUCUGCCCCGAUGGCCUCUACGGCCUGGGCUGCCAGGAGUCCUGCACCUGUGACCCGGAGCACAGCCUCAGCUGCCACCCGAUGAGCGGGGAGUGCUCGUGCCUACCAGGCUGGGCAGGCCUCCACUGCAAUGAGAGCUGCCCGCAGGACACGCACGGCCCGGGCUGCCAGGAGCAUUGUCUCUGCCUGCACGGCGGCACCUGCCAGGCCGCCAGUGGCCACUGCCAGUGCGCGCCAGGCUACACGGGCCCUCACUGCGCUAGCCUCUGUCCCCCGGACACUUUCGGUGUCAACUGUUCCACACGGUGUUCGUGCGAAAAUGCCAUCGCCUGUUCACCCAUCGACGGCGCGUGCGUCUGCAAGGAAGGUUGGCAGCGUGGUAACUGCUCUGUGCCCUGCACACCUGGAACCUGGGGCUUUGGUUGCAAUGCCAGCUGCCAGUGUGCCCAUGAGGCAGUCUGUAGCCCCCAAACUGGAGCCUGUACCUGUACCCCAGGGUGGCAGGGGGCCCACUGCCAGCAUCCCUGCCCGAAGGGGCAAUUUGGUGAAGGUUGUGCCAGUCGCUGUGACUGUGAGCACUCUGAUGACUGCGAUCCUGUUCAUGGACACUGCCAGUGCCAGGCUGGCUGGAUGGGUAGCCGCUGCCACCUGCCUUGCCCCGAGGGCUUUUGGGGAGCCAACUGUAGCAACACCUGUACCUGCAAGAAUGGGGGCACUUGCCUCCGUGAGAGCGGCAACUGUGUGUGCACACCUGGGUUCCGAGGCCCCUCCUGCCAGAGACCUUGUCAGCCCGGCCGCUAUGGCAAACGCUGUGUGCCCUGCAAGUGUGCCAACCACUCCACCUGCAGCCCCUCGGAUGGGACCUGCUACUGCCUGGCUGGCUGGACAGGCCCAGACUGCUCCCAACCAUGCCCCCCAGGAUUCUGGGGAGCCAGCUGUGCCCAGCCCUGCCAAUGUCACCAUGGUGGGACCUGCCACCCUCAGGAUGGGAGCUGUGUCUGCCCUCCAGGCUGGACUGGACACCACUGCUUGGAAGGCUGCCCUCUAGGGAUGUUUGGUGCCAACUGCUCCCAGCCAUGCCUAUGUGGUCCUGGAGAAAGGUGCCACCCAGAGACUGGGGCCUGUGUGUGUCCCCCAGGCCACAGUGGUGCACCUUGCAGGAUCGGAAGCCAGGAGCCCUUCACCAUGAUGCCUACCUCUCCAGUGGCCUAUAAUUCACUGGGUGCAGUGAUUGGCAUUGUGGUACUGGGGUCCCUCGUGGUGGCCCUGGUGGCACUGUUCAUUGGCUACCGCCAUUGGCAAAAAGGCAAGGAACACCACCACUUGGCAGUGGCCUACAGCAUUGGGCGGCUGGAUGGCUCUGAGUAUGUCAUGCCAGAUGUCCCUCCCAGCCACAGCCACUACUACUCCAACCCCAGCUACCACACCCUGUCACAGUGCUCCCCAAACCCUCCGCCCCCAAACAAGGUUCCAGGCAGUCAGCUCUUUGCCAGCCUUCAGGUCCCUGAGCGUCCAGGUGGAGCCCAGGGGCACGACAGCCAUGCCACACUGCCUGCUGACUGGAAGCACCGUCUGGACAGGGGUGGCAGCCGCCUAGACAGAAGCUACAGCUAUGACCACAGCAAUGGUAAUGGCCCAGGCUUGUUCUACAAUAAAGGACCUACCUCUGAAGAGGGGCUGGGGGCCAGUGUGGUGUCCUUGAGUAGUGAGAACCCUUAUGCCACCAUCCGGGACCUGCCUGGACUGCCAGGAGGGGCCCGGGAGAGCAGCUACAUGGAGAUGAAAGGCCCCCCCUCAGCUUCUCCCUGCAGGCAGCUUCCCCAGCUCCAGGACAGCCAGAGGUGGUGGCAGUCCCAGCCUCAAAGAGACAGCGGCACCUACGAGCAGCCCAGUCCCCUGGUCCAUGACAGGGACUCUGUGGGCUCCCAGCCACCACUCCCUCCAGGCCUGCCCCCUGGCCACUACGACUCACCCAAGAACAGCCACAUCCCUGGACACUAUGACUUGCCUCCAGUGCGCCACCCCCCAUCGCCUCCACUUCGACGCCAGGACCGUUGAGGGGCCAGGGUGGUAUGGCAGAGGCCAGCAUACUUGGCCCUUGCUUCCCGAUGCUUGGGACAGAGCCUGGUGUGCCCUGCCAGAGCAGGGAGUGGACUACCAGGCUGCAUACAUGAACAUGUUUAACUGAGGAGGUGUGUGGAGAGAUGGGAGCCUGGCUUCCAGGCAUCAUCACAGAAGAUGCUGGUCAGCAGGAUGCCUGCUUCCCUUCUCCUGGCUCCCUGUUCACGGCCUCCUGCUCCAGGGCCCUAUGUAUAUAACCGGUGGGUUGAAUGUUGUUGGAUGACUCUGAUCUCAGAUUGAUUUCAAAAGUUCAUAUUGAGUAUCUUUCCUGGGCCUGCCCAGGCUGGGCUAUGUGUGUGUGUGUGUGUGUGUUUGGUGU
Molecule: messenger RNA, 3610 nt
Organism: Otolemur garnettii (small-eared galago)
Lineage: Eukaryota; Metazoa; Chordata; Mammalia; Primates; Galagidae
Gene: PEAR1
Product: platelet endothelial aggregation receptor 1
Exons: 24
Coding region: 133-3228 (1031 amino acids)
Cellular component (GO): membrane
Molecular function (GO): protein binding
Source: RefSeq, a predicted model, not a curated record